Messenger RNA from Suillus plorans, 861 nucleotides. RefSeq lists its product as uncharacterized. Bases 1 to 861 code for a protein of 286 amino acids. The record is from RefSeq and is a predicted model, not a curated record. The transcript has 6 exons. NCBI's taxonomy places the organism in Eukaryota, Fungi, Basidiomycota, Agaricomycetes, Boletales, Suillaceae.
AUGAACUUCACGAACAUCAAUGAUCCUGCAGGUAUCAAAGCUCUGCUCGACCAAUUGAGGUCGUCACAGGCCUGGCAGCAGAGCAUUGGCGGUGGCGCUGACCUCAAUGGCGUAGCCAAGAAUCCACCACCGACCUCGACCACACCCCAGGGUACACCGCCGACUUCAACAACACCUCAGGCUACACCACCCCUCACGCAACCACCUGCCACCACAAACGAUGCGUCCAAGUCGUCGUCCCUGGUGGCUGACCUACUUUCCCAACUUAAUUCAUCCGAACCUAAAACUCUAUCAAGGCCCUCACAACCUUCGACAUCACGUUUUACUACGCAACAGACUCCCCUACAAAUUUCACAAGCGGUUAGUCACCGUCCUAUCCCUCAGCCUCCAGCAGCGUCGGUUCAUCAGAGCACCAAUGCUCUUACGCAUGGGCAAGACCUUCGCAUGAUGUCAUUUCAGCAGGCCUUGCCCCGUCUCACACAACUAGCAGAAAGUGCAGAUUUCGUUGCUGCUGUAUCCCAUUUACGAAAAGAGCAGAAUGACCUGGAGAGACAGUUGUGGGAAGAACGACUUACUAUACAUAGAAAACACGAGAAUAAAGUCAAGGUUACGCAGACCAAAGCCGCUUUGAUUGGCGGAGGAAUAUCCCAACAUGAGGCAGAUAUGCUAAACGAUGCAUUUCGCAAAGAGCUGCAAAAAUUUGAUGCAGAACGCGUGCUUUUCGCAUGGGACGGUCUCUUGCAGAAGCAGCAGUCCACGCUCGAAGGCCUCGGAGUACCAACUAUGUUCCCUUCUGAUUUGCGGGUCGAUAGAGAGAAACAACAGAGAGUAAUUCAAGUCUUGGAAGGCAUAGUGGGGUAA